Molecule: messenger RNA, 2025 nt
Organism: Ictidomys tridecemlineatus (thirteen-lined ground squirrel)
Lineage: Eukaryota; Metazoa; Chordata; Mammalia; Rodentia; Sciuridae
Source: RefSeq, a predicted model, not a curated record
UCGUGGCUGGCUGGCCGUGGCUGUCACUCCCGGGCCAUUUCCCCGAGGCCAGCGCUCUGCUGGGGGCGGGAGGAAGAGGGGCCGGACUGGGGCCUGACGAGCGGUCGCUGUCUUCACGGAUGCUAUGACCAGCGGGCGAGGCGCCCUCCGCAGCUCCGCGCAGUGUUAGUCGCGGCCGUGAGUCCACUGAAGCCGUCUGGGUCUCCAGUGCGGCCGCUCCCGCGGGCCCCUCGGCUCUCCUAGCGCUGCCCGCAAGGCGAGGCGGAGGUAGGAUGAAGAUGACGGUGGAUUUCGAGGAGUGUCUGAAGGACUCGCCCCGCUUCAGGGCUGCUUUGGAAGAAGUAGAAGGAGAUGUGGCAGAAUUGGAACUAAAACUUGAUAAGCUUGUGAAGCUUUGUAUUGCCAUGAUUGAUACUGGAAAAGCCUUUUGUGUUGCAAAUAAACAGUUCAUGAAUGGGAUUAGAGACCUAGCACAGUAUUCUAGUAAUGAUGCUGUAGUUGAGACAAGUUUGACCAAAUUUUCUGACAGUCUUCAAGAAAUGAUAAAUUUUCACACAAUCCUGUUUGACCAAACUCAGAGAUCAAUUAAAGCACAACUUCAGAACUUUGUUAAAGAAGAUCUUAGAAAAUUCAAAGAUGCCAAGAAGCAGUUUGAAAAAGUCAGUGAAGAGAAGGAAAAUGCAUUAGUAAAAAAUGCCCAAGUACAAAGAAAUAAGCAGCAUGAAGUUGAGGAAGCCACAAACAUUCUGACAGCCACAAGAAAGUGUUUUCGACACAUAGCCCUUGACUAUGUGCUUCAGAUUAAUGUUCUUCAAUCAAAAAGGAGAUCAGAAAUCGAUAACCCCACGGUAGUAGUUGAAGAUCUCAGGCUUUGCACAGUAAAGCAUUGUGAAGACAUAGAAAGACGGUUCUGCUUUGAGGUAGUCUCUCCAACAAAGAGUUGUAUGCUCCAGGCAGAUUCUGAAAAGCUGCGCCAGGCAUGGAUUAAGGCUGUUCAGACCAGUAUUGCAACUGCUUAUAGAGAAAAGGGUGAUGAAUCAGAGAAGCUGGAUAAGAAAUCAUCUCCAUCAACAGGAAGCCUAGAUUCUGGAAAUGAGUCAAAAGAGAAAUUAUUGAAAGGAGAAAGUGCACUGCAGCGGGUCCAGUGUAUCCCUGGAAAUGCCAGCUGUUGCGACUGUGGUCUGGCAGAUCCUCGGUGGGCCAGCAUCAACUUGGGCAUCACCUUGUGUAUCGAGUGCUCUGGAAUUCAUCGGAGUCUUGGGGUUCAUUUUUCAAAAGUACGAUCUUUAACUUUAGAUACCUGGGAGCCUGAACUUUUAAAGCUUAUGUGUGAAUUGGGGAAUGAUGUUAUAAAUCGUGUUUAUGAAGCCAAUGUGGAAAAAAUGGGAAUAAAGAAACCACAACCAGGACAAAGACAGGAGAAAGAGGCAUAUAUCAGAGCAAAGUAUGUGGAAAGGAAAUUUGUGGAUAAAUAUUCUAUAUCAUCAUCACCUCCUGAGCAGGAAAAAAAGAUUGUCUCCAAAGGUUGUGAAGAAAAGAGGCUGAGCAUUUCUAAAAUUGGGCCUGCUGACCAAGUCAGAGCAUCUACCCAAAGUUCAGUCAAAAGUAAUGACAGUGGGAUCCAGCAGAGCUCUGAUGAUGGGAGAGAAUCUCUGCCCUCCAUGGUGUCAGCCAGUAGUUUAUAUGAGCCUGAAGGAGAAAGGCAAGAUUCUUCUGUGUUUCUCGACUCUAAACAUCUUAAUCCAGGACUUCAGCUUUAUAGGGCUUCAUAUGAAAAAAACCUUCCUAAAAUGGCUGAGGCUUUGGCUCAUGGUGCCGAUGUGAAUUGGGCUAACUCAGAGGAAAACAAAGCAACACCACUUAUUCAGGCUGUAUUAGGGGGCUCUUUGGUGACAUGUGAGUUCCUCCUACAGAAUGGUGCUAAUGUGAACCAAAGAGAUGUCCAAGGGCGGGGACCACUACACCAUGCCACUGUCUUAGGGCACACAGGGUAACUAUAGUGUUUAAAUAUUUAGGUAGAUGUUA